AGCCUGAGUAGGUGAAUUUUGUGGCACUCUUAACUUGGUUGGCAAAGACAAAAAGUGUGCAGCGGGUUGAGUUGUUUUUUUGUUUUUUUGGUUGAGUUUUUUGGAGUGUCUAGGAUGCAGAACUGAUUGAUGAUAUUGUGCAUUAGUUGAAUGCACUGUAGGGAUAGGUAAGACGACAAUCACAGCGCUACACACAAUGACCGCCUGGGACAAACCCUCACUGCGCGUAAGCUAGUGACGAAAGCAUGCACGCCCGAGAGAACGAGAGCAUCUGUGUCCGGGAGGGUGUUUCCGAAAUGGAUGGAGCGUGGAGGGAAGGUAGGAGUGGGUGUAAGCAGUCUAGAAUCUAGAUGACAGGGAAUGCCAGGCAUCCAUGACUGCUGUGUGUUGAGGGAAGAAAGAGGGGGAGUAAAGGAAGAAAAGGGGGAGAGGGGGAGAGGGGGACGAUGGCGCAACUGAAGAAAGUGGGUUGAAUUUGCGCAAAUUGAUUGAGUACCAGUUAAUUGAUACAGUUCCACAUUCCAGUUGAUCUUUCCGAGCGCGACCUCGUGCGAACUGUUUGCCUGUCUGUCAGCCGUUGAUAUCGAGACUGGGUAAUCUGUGCUGUUGCAAACAUGUAUUAGCAGUCUGGCAGGUAACUGACGGUUCCUGCGCAUUAUCGCCUUGUAGUAUGUUUAACGUAGUCGUUGAGUUGGCAUUGUUGAUGAAAUCAUUGAAAUGCCUUCAACAGCCCAUACGCCUAGUUAGCUAACAAGAUGCUGCAGGUCAGGAAGCCAUCUUUAUACACGCAAUUUUCUAAAUGUAUGAGCUUGUAAAAAAUGUAUGGUAUAGUCGGCAACGAGUCGGCGGUGUUUCUGGUGCUGCUGCUUAUAAAGAGUACUUGACCAGUUGAUACUGACUAUAAAGUGCUACGUUCUUCCGUGAGUGGCUUUGUCCAUCAAAUUGAUUGGUUGGAUGUGUGACAAAUCCUGUAUGAUAUCGAUCAGAGAAUUGUCUGACGAGCGGCCGUUGCCACUCGAGGAUCUUUGACACCACAAGGGGGAGGCAGACGGACAAGCAAACACAAGGACAGACAAACAAACAGACAGACAGACAAAGACAUAUGUAGGUACAUACAUAAACAAUAGAUACAGACAGUCAGAGAGAGAGACAGGCAGAGACAGACAAACGGACACACGUCACAGUCAUUUUGAAAUCCCACAUGGUAGGACUGUUCCAAUGAUGAUAUUGAUGCACGUAGGUCGAAAAGGGGCUGUGGCGGUGAUUGUUUGAAGCCCACACUAUCCGACAGACCUGGCGACCGGCUGACCAAACAAUCGACCGAUCAGUCAACUGGUGUGCAGGCAGGCAGGCAGGCAGGCAGGCAGGCAGGCAGGCAGGCAGGCCGACAGAUAGACGAACAAACUGGCAGACAGACGGUCGGGCAAACGGACAAAGAGGAGAUUUCCUUUGGAGUGUGGCUGGGAGCGAAUGGUGCUAGGUGUUAGAGUUGAAGGAGGAUAGAUCUGGCAAUGUCGGCAGCGGGAGAGACAACAUUGGGGAAGGAAGUUCAGGUCACUGGGAGGUCAUCUUCAUCUACAAGGGUGGUUGGUUGUAUUUGGCUAUGUGGUGUGACAUUGGGCUGUAUCGCUGUGUCUUCUUUGAGCGAUUCCUUCCUCGGUGUGUGGCAUGGCCAGAUUAGAAGCUGUGGAAAUGAAGUUGCCUGGGUGGGAGCAAGAUCGAUCGCAGUCUGGAACGCUCCCUCGGCCAUCAACCAUCGACCAUCGACCAUCGACCAUCGACCAAUCAGGGAAUCAGAAGGGACUGUGUUCCCGGAGGCACGCUGUGUGCUUCAUGGACUCUGUAUACAUAUGGACUCUGUGUUCCAUGCUUUUUUUUUAAUUGUUGAUGUACCCAUCAUCUAAUUACAUCAGGAUUCGAACUCGAGAUCUCCUCUUCGACAGUUGCAUGUGUGUAGUAAGGUAGGUACUGUAUACCUUUCAGCCCCAUGGGGUGGGCGCGCUACACUGGCUGUGCUACCUGCUUAGACAGGCACACAGAAGGCUUUCAGUGAACUUCAAGCGAAGCUGCGAACGACUCGUCAGAGUCUCAGUGACUCCAUUACCAUUUGCGCCCGAAUAAAACGCCUGGUCAUUAUAGCAGUAUUUUGGCCCAACUUGCAGUCUCGAUAUAGCGACAAGGACCGGGUGUUCUAUUCGGGUGAAGACGGUAGUUGCAGAACCUCAACUGGUUGCCAGCCAGCACGCGGAGUUCUAACUCUGUUUGGAACUCUGGGUGGGAAUCUGGGUGGAACCACGAGUGGAACCUGGGGUGGAACCACCCAGGAUGAGGCAGGUUUUGAUGAAGAUGUGGACAUUGUGGAGUUCUAACUCUGGUUUGAACUCUGGGUGGUAAUGUGGGUGGGGCCCGUGAAGGGAACCGCAGGUGGAGCUGUCCAGGAUGAGGCAGAUUUUGAUUAACGUGUGGAGUUCUUACUCUGGUUAGAACUGUGGGUGGGAAUCUGGGUGGAGGCCUGUGAGCGGAACCUCGGGUGGAGCCAUCAAGGAUCAGGCAGAUUUUGAUUAACGCGUGGAGUUCUUACUCUGGUUAGAUCUCUGGGUGGGAAUGGCGGUGGGGCCCGCGAAGGGAACCUGGGGUGGAGCUGUCCUGGAUGAGGCACAUUUUGAUGGACUAAACUUCUCAGCGUAUGGUUGUCAACUUCACCAUCAAGCGGCCGCGGCGGCAACGGCGGCGGGGGGGGGGGCGGCGGGGGCGGCGGGGGCAGCAUAUUCCAGGGAGUUUCUGUGUGGCUUGAUUAGAGUAAAAAUUCUGAAUAGAGGGUUGGAGGUUGAAAGUUGAAACUGUUGAAAUAGCAGGAAGGGAACCGAACGUGUCCCCAUGGGUGUGCUUAGGAGAUGGUGCACUGAGUGCAGUGAGGUAUCUGAUUUCAGAUUGGCAUUUGGAAUUAUGAUUAUGAAAUUUCAAAUUUCAGAUUGUACAUUUGAAAUUUUGAGAAUGGGAAAUAAUGUGAAUGCUCGAGAGAUCCGCAUGCUUGUUGAAGGAUGUGAUUCUGCUAGUAGUUUAGGGUUGGAACCGUGUGUUAGGUUAAACCACCAGUUCGUACAAGCCUCAGUUGACGAAGCAGCCUUCCAAUUCCAAGGCUAGGGAGGGACUCUAGGGAGCCUGAGACUGCGCCUUUCGAAAGUCACCCGGCGCUUUCACUAUCGGCCCAGACCUGAAUCGAAAAGCUCUUGCCGCGUGUACACGCGGUAAGAGCCCUUUCUUGUUUCGGGCGAACUGGCGGUUUAAUAGUGGUACCGUGAAGUUGCGUGAACAAGUGGGAGUUGAAAUGGCGAACAAUACGCAGGGCAGUGGACGUGACAUGUGAGCACCAGUGUAGGUAGGUUUAUGAGACUCUGGCUUUGAGCAGGAAUGCUAGGCUAGGUGUUUUACUUAUAUUUACUACAACUU
Messenger RNA from Chara braunii, 3450 nucleotides. Lineage: Eukaryota; Viridiplantae; Streptophyta; Charophyceae; Charales; Characeae. The record is from the annotation of a GenBank genome assembly.